GACCAAAUCUAUGAGAUGAAGCACUUGGAGCCGGAAGAUUCAGAGAAGCUAUUCUUCAGGAUAGUGUUUGAGUCCGACGAAUGUCCGGACAGACUGCAGGAAGUCUCCACAGCUAUAUUAAAAAAGUGCAAUGGUUUGCCUCUAGUCAUAGUAAGCAUAGGUCGUAUGCUUGCUCAGAGGGAAAACAAGAUACCCGCAGAUUGGCAAAAGGUAUGUCGUAGGCUGGGUCCUGAACUAGAGACAAACCCCACUUUAGAGGCAAUGGGCCGGAUACUUACCCUUAGCUACAAUGACCUGCCCUACAAUUUGAAAGCAUGCUUCUUGUACCUGUGUGCUUUCCCCGAGGAUUAUGAGAUCAAAAGAGGGCCUCUGAUUAGGCGCUGGGCAGCCGAAGGCUUCAUUGCUGCCAUGCGUGGGCUGAGUUUGGAAGAGAUUGGUCAGAAUUAUUUCGACGAGUUCAUCAGUAGAAGCCUGGUCACCCCUGGAGUGAUUUCAGACACCGGCAAGGUCAAGAGCUGCAAGAUUCAUGACAUAAUGAUGGAAGUUAUAACCUCCAAAUCAGUCCAAGAAAACUUCAUGUCGUUCCUAGGGAGUUCAGAAGACAACAUUACAGCUGGCCAUGACAAGAUCCGGCGGCUCUCCAUCCAUCCCGGUGGCACCAUGGAGAAUAAAGGCUUCACCAGUCAAUACUUGACCCAUACCCGUUCUUUGACAAUUAUUGGCAGCACUCAAAAACCAGCAGCCAUCACUUUUUCAGGCUUUACUCUUUUAAGGGUUCUAGACCUCGAAGGAUGUCUAUGGUUAAGCAAUCAAGAUUUGAAGGACAUUUGCAAACUGUCUUUGCUGAGCUACCUGAGUCUUAGAAGCACAUCCAUAUCCGAAGUUCCAAAUGCAGUAGGGAAACUGAAAGAAUUGGUGACAUUGGAUGUAAGGGGAACAUCUGUGGCUGAAUUUCCCAGAGGCAUCACUAAGCUCCAAAAUCUGAAGCACCUAAUGACAGGCAGUUAUCAGUACUAUACAAGGUCACGAAGUGUUAAGCAUCUGUUAACUGGAGUGAAGCUACCUCGCGGAUUACAGAAUAUGUGUGCCCUGCAGAGGAUUUCUACCAUAGAUAUCAACAAAAGCUUCCGUUCAAUGGAUGAGCUGGGGGACUUGUCUCAGUUAACCAGGCUUUACGUGGUCAGCCAUGAGGCAGUGGAGGAUACAAGCAGGUGGGAGACCUUCGUCAAGUCCUUGAAUAAGCUAAGCAGCUCCCUUCGAUACCUAUCGAUUCAGCGAUUAAAACUAGCAUGUCAGCCCACAAAUGAUUAUAUAUCCCCACCUCUCUUU
Triticum aestivum (bread wheat) is the source of this 1329-nucleotide messenger RNA. Its product is annotated as disease resistance protein Pik-2-like. The transcript has a single exon. The record is from RefSeq and is a predicted model, not a curated record. Gene Ontology annotation, biological process: defense response to other organism. Gene Ontology annotation, molecular function: ADP binding. The annotation marks the transcript as partial. NCBI's taxonomy places the organism in Eukaryota, Viridiplantae, Streptophyta, Magnoliopsida, Poales, Poaceae.